This is a messenger RNA of Suillus clintonianus, 1168 nucleotides long. RefSeq lists its product as uncharacterized. The transcript is spliced from 9 exons. Lineage: Eukaryota; Fungi; Basidiomycota; Agaricomycetes; Boletales; Suillaceae. The record is from RefSeq and is a predicted model, not a curated record. The coding region runs from base 60 to 977 and encodes 305 amino acids.
AUCAUUUCGGGCUUGUCUCGGGCGCUCGAAGAGUUCACACACUCUUACCUUCCUUCAUCAUGGAUCCUUCAAGCUUGAGACAGAAGUUCUACCGCUUUCGAAUCCUCAUUAUAGGAAGAGCGAAUGCAGGGAAGACCACCAUUCUCCAGAGGGUUUGCCAGACAAGGGACAACCCAGAAAUAUAUGACAGUGCCGGGAAACAGAUCGAUGCCUCCGUUUUGGCGGCAUCCAGAGAGCGUGGAUUGCACAAUAUUGAAAAUGAAAUGGUGUUUCGAACUAACCCAAGAUUCGUCUUUCACGAUUCACGCGGGUUUGAGGCAGGAGGACAAUCUGAAUUCAACAAGGUGAAGGCUUUUAUUGCAAGCCGUUCUGAGGAACAAGCUUUAACCAAUCGAAUCCAUGUUAUAUGGUACUGCAUUCCAAUGGAUGAGGAUAGCAGGUCUUUCACAGAAGCGGAAGUCAAGUUUUUCUCUCAGUGUGACACCGGAAGCAUUCCAGUAAUGGUGUUGUUUACCAAAUUCGACGCCCUCUACGACGAUAUACAUGCAGAGCUAAUGAGUAAGGGAGUAUCGAGGAAAGAUGCUGACGGACUGGCCCCGCAGCACGCCAGAGAGUCAUUUGCCAACGGGCCACAACUAAAGCUUUUGUACAGCGGCAAGGGCAGCCAGCGUCCUCCAAAAUGUCAUAUAUGUCUUCCUGAUAUGGAUAAGGAUGAUGCAGACUGCACGCCGCUCAUUGAACACACGGCUGAAACUUUGGACGAUGAUAUGCUCAAACAGUUGUUUGUCUCCACUCAGCGGACCAACUUGGAGGUGUGCAUCAGAGACGCAGUCAAAAGGACACUUGCGCAGCAAGCAGUCUCAGCUCGCAUAUUCGGGAAAUUUCAGGAUAGUAAGAUUGUAGAUGAAUUGGGUGCCUGGUUUCCACAGACUUAUGGAGUACGUCUGUUGACCAUCCCCACUAGUAUGCUGACAUGAGGUAUCAUUAAUCUGUUGACAGUUUGACGUGAGUGUCUUGAUGCUCUGUCGAGCUCGAGCCUCGCUGACCCAACCCAUUUGUGAUCCCUUGACAGGACGUGAGUGUCUUGAUCCUCUGUCGAGCUUGAGCAUCGCUGACCGAACACAUUGAUGAUCCCUUGACAGUUGGUGAGUGUCUUGAUCCUCUGUCG